GAACGAGAUUUCAGCGAGAUCUUCCUUUUUCCUCGUGUUCCACCAUGAAGGCCCGUGGUGAUUUGACCGAAUAUAAAGUCAUUGGGCGUAUGUUGCCCACUGACAAGAACAGGACCCCUGCUCUGUACCAGAUGAGGAUCUUUGCCCCAGACAAAUGCACUGCCAAGUCUAGGUUCUGGUACUUCGUCACCCAGCUCAGGAAGAUGAAAAGAACGCAGGGGGAAAUUCUUUGUUGUCAGAAGAUCUAUGAGAAGAGACCAGAGAAGAUCAAGAACAUUGGUAUUUGGCUGCGUUACGUGUCUCGUAGUGGCAACCACAACAUGUACAGGGAGUACAGGGACCUGACCGCUGCUGGUGCCGUCACACAAUGUUAUCGUGAUAUGGGAGCCAGACACAGGGCACGAUCUUCCACCAUUCAGAUCAUCAAAGUACAGGAAGUAGAAGCCAGCAAGACCCGCAGGGCCAAUGUUAAACAGUUCCACAACUCCAAGAUCCGAUUCCCACUGACACAUAGGAUCCACAGGAAGCUUCAUGCGCCAAGAUUUACAACAACCAGGCCACACACUACAUUUUAAAUGAAGCUGUUGUUAAACAUCCUGUCAAUAAAUACAAGUCUGGGAAAGUAA
Molecule: messenger RNA, 626 nt
Organism: Pecten maximus
Lineage: Eukaryota; Metazoa; Mollusca; Bivalvia; Pectinida; Pectinidae
Product: 60S ribosomal protein L18a-like
Exons: 5
Coding region: 45-575 (176 amino acids)
Biological process (GO): translation
Cellular component (GO): ribosome; cytosolic large ribosomal subunit
Molecular function (GO): structural constituent of ribosome
Source: RefSeq, a predicted model, not a curated record